GCGGCCUCGUCCUUGCUAUUCUUGAAUGAAACUUCUUUCUUGGUUCUGUGAAAGCUAAUCUCAAUGCUGCAGUCUUCAUGGAGAGGUAUCUCUGUCUGAUGUUGGGCUUUCCCCAAGGCAGUCUUGAUCGCAGUAUGGGCUCCGAGGACUUGCUCGCAGCUGAUACCCCGAUAGGGCGGCUCGAGCGGAUCCACUGCGUUGUCGCAUCUCGGAUUUUGGAGCGCAACGAAUCUCGCUCAGGCAUCGAAGAUACCGCCCUGACGCGGUCCAUCGACCUGGAGCUCCAAGGGGCCGUCAGAAGCCUGCCCAGCAAGUGGUGGCUGACUCCAGACCUGGACAGCAAGCUGACCGACGCCCAGGGCCUCUUCUGGAACACGAGGCGCAUCUUCUCACAGCUCAUGCACUACAACCUCCUGAAUCAGCUACAUCUCCCCCACAUGCUCCACUCCUCGUCCUCCCCCGGGCGCGGCUCCGAAUAUUCGCGCCUGGCGUGCGCCAACGCCUCGCGCGAGGUGCUCUCGCGCUUCAUCACGCUGCGCAGCUUCAACGGGAUCGCCUACAGCUGCCGCACCGUCGACUUUCUGGCCCUGAUGGCGGCCCUGACGCUGCUGCUGGCCCACCUGGACAGCCGCCGCCACCCGACCGACGCCGGAGACCUUCUCGCCCACCAGUACCACAGCGACCGGGCGAUGAUCGAGAGGGUCCAGGAGAACAUGGAACAGGUCAACCGGCUGAACUCGGACGCGCUGAGCGAGAAGAGCGCGGACCUGCUGCGCCGGCUGUUGACCAUUGAUGCCGAUGCCACGGGCUCGGCCCCGGGCAAGGUCGAUGUCAUCCAGGAGCCAGCCGGCCCUACGGCGUCCCAUGUGGAGCACAACCCUAUUGUGAGCGUGCAUAUCCCCUACUUUGGCACCAUCCAGAUCUCGCGCGAGGGGAUAAACAAAGAAGCCCCCAAGCCCGGACCAGCCUUCACUCCAGCCAGCGGCCCCGCGGAGUCGCCAAAGAGAGCUUCGCUACCAGGUGCUCCGGUGUACCUGCAAGAUAACACGGAAAUGGGUGCUGGGGCCGGAAUUUGUGCCGCUGCCGGUUAUGACAACAGCGACACGAACUUCGGGGCACUUGCCACCCCUGACACGGACGUGGCGGACUUGUAUGAUUCGCAAAUUUUCCAGCAGGAGCAGUACCCUGGGCUGGUGGCAGGCAGAGAAGAUUGGGCGUUUCAAGGUGUUGACGCUUUCUUCUUUGAAAGCCUCAUGGGAGGCACCAGGAACAAUGGCGAUAAACCGAUGGGUUGGCCUACAAUGGUGGGCAUCACCGAUAGUAGCUAG
This is a messenger RNA of Diaporthe batatas, 1328 nucleotides long. RefSeq lists its product as uncharacterized. Lineage: Eukaryota; Fungi; Ascomycota; Sordariomycetes; Diaporthales; Diaporthaceae. The record is from RefSeq and is a predicted model, not a curated record. Bases 78 to 1328 code for a protein of 416 amino acids. The transcript has a single exon.